Molecule: messenger RNA, 2516 nt
Organism: Anolis sagrei ordinatus
Lineage: Eukaryota; Metazoa; Chordata; Lepidosauria; Squamata; Anolidae
Gene: PIGK
Product: phosphatidylinositol glycan anchor biosynthesis class K
Biological process (GO): attachment of GPI anchor to protein; proteolysis
Cellular component (GO): GPI-anchor transamidase complex
Molecular function (GO): GPI-anchor transamidase activity
Source: RefSeq, a predicted model, not a curated record
UCCUCCUCUCUCCUUUGGGUCAUGAGGCUGGUGAACAUGGCUCCCUCCAUGGUGCUUCCGCCUUGUCGCUCUGCAGCCAAAUUAGCCGCCGUUUUACUGAGCUGCUUGGCUUUAGCGCUCGCGGACGGAGCCCAGGAUCAGGCAGAGCAAUUUUUUAGAAGUGGGCACACAAACAACUGGGCAGUUUUGGUAUGCACUUCACGAUUUUGGUUUAACUACCGGCAUGUGGCCAAUACCCUUUCCGUUUACAGAAGUGUCAAGAGACUCGGAAUUCCUGAUAGUCAUAUAGUCUUGAUGCUGGCAGAUGAUAUGGCUUGCAACCCACGAAAUCCAAGUCCAGCUACUGUGUUUAGUCACAAAAACAUGGAAUUGAAUGUCUAUGGAGAUGACGUGGAAGUGGAUUACAGAAGCUAUGAGGUUACCGUGGAAAACUUUCUGAGAGUAUUAACAGGCAGAAUCCCAGCAAGUGCACCUCGCUCAAAGCGUCUUCUUUCUGAUGACAGAAGCAAUAUUCUGAUAUAUAUGACGGGUCAUGGUGGAAAUGGCUUCUUGAAAUUUCAGGAUUCCGAAGAAAUUACAAAUGUAGAACUGGCAGAUGCCUUUGAACAAAUGUGGCAGAAAAGAAGGUACAAUGAAUUACUGUUUAUCAUUGAUACAUGUCAAGGUGCAUCCAUGUAUGAACGCUUUUAUUCUCCUAAUAUAAUGGCUUUGGCAAGUAGCCAAGUUGGAGAAGACUCACUUUCACAUCAACCUGAUCUUGGAAUUGGCGUUCACCUGAUGGACAGGUAUACGUUCUAUGUCUUGGAGUUCUUGGAAGAGAUUCAUCCAGCUAGCCAGACCAACAUGAAUGACCUUUUUCAGGUGUGUCCUAAAAGUUUAUGUGUGUCUACACCUGGACACCGGACAGAUUUAUUUCAGAGAGAUCCUGAAAAUGUCCUGAUUACUGACUUCUUUGGGAGUGUACGCAAAGUGGAGAUUACAACUGAGACGAUUUCUCUGGAUCCUAAUUUAGCUCCUGAGAAGAUCAGGCCUGUAGAAGAUGAAAUAGCAGCCGAACCACUAAAGUAUGCAGAACAGCUUCCAGUGGCACAAAUAAUACAUCAGAAACCAAAACAGAAGGACUGGCAUCCUCCAGGAGGUUUUAUUUUAGGUCUCUGGGCGCUCAUUAUCAUGGUCUUCUUCAAAACCUAUGGAAUCAAGCACAUGAAACAUAUCUUCUAGAACAUCCGCACAACAAGAUCCCUCCGCUGAACUGCAUCCUUGUGUGAAAAAUGCAUUUUUAUUUAUAAAGAAUGCUGAAAUCUUCUACCUGAAAGCUCUUAUCAUGUUGUACAGUAGAGUCUCGCUUAUCCAACCUCCACUCAUCCAACAUUCUGUAUUAUCCAACGCAGUCUGCCUCCCACCCGGGUCAAUACAUUCAAUACAUUGCAAUGUUUUGGUGCUAAAUUCAUAAAUACAGUAAUUACUACAUAACGUUACCGUGUAUUGAACUGCUUUUUCUGUAAAACAUGAUGUUUUGGUGUUUAAUUUGUAAAAUCAUAACGUAAUUUGACGUUUAAUAGGCUUCUCUUUAAUCCCUCUUUAUUAUCCAACAUUUUCGCUUAUCCAAUGUUCUGCCAGCCCAUUUAUGUUGGAUAAGUGAGACUUUACUGUAUUUUGAUUCCACUCCCUCUUAUGAUUUUCACACAAGAUUUCUCUUGUUUUAAUCUUGGAUAAUUGUUUAAUACUUUUUUAGAUUCCAAGUCCAUAAGAAUUCAGAGAUUGCAUGUAAAGGUUCACCCUAGAAGAUGCAAUAAAAAAAAGUGAGGUCUUAUUCUCUAUGUUGCACACGAGGGCCUUUUGAGGCUAUUUGGAUGCAUAGAUUGGUGCGGAAAAAUCAGAGCUUUGUAAAAAAUAUGUUAAAUAUUCCAAGAAAAAAUGUUUCUUUGCAAGUAUUACUACUAGUACUUACCAUGACUACUUAUAAAAUAGUUUACUCCAUCAGUGAAAUGAAGGUCUAGACAAUCUGCAGAACCUUAUUUAAGAUGUCAUUUUAUCAAUACAAACUUAAGUCACUUUGCGGACUUCUACCGUGACAUAUUGAACACUUGCUCAACAGAAACAAAAAUACUGUAGAGAAUAUUGAUCUCCUCUGUUAAAUACAGCCCCUUUAGAUCAAUCCUUUUACCUAGGGCAAUUUUGUUUCUUGGAUUCCAUGAAUCAUUUAGAACUGAAAACGACAAAGGACCCAAGCAGUGACCUACCUGAAUGUGUUUGAUGAACAAGCCCACUAGUAGCCUGGAAAUAUGGAGUCUUCAUGUUUAGCCAUACUCUUGAUUUUUCCAAAUUCACAUUAUGUUCUGAAAUGAAUCUGGAAUAUGAGAUUAGCUAUGUUCAAACAUCCUGGCUGUGUGCAUAGAAGAACAUGUUGAUAAUGUUAAUAAGUAAAUUCUCUAUAUAUUUUUGUUGCAUAUUUAUUUGUUUUUGGAAUUUGGCUUUAAAUCUGUUUCCAGUGAAAAUAAAGGUAUGAAUAAAAA